Molecule: messenger RNA, 1957 nt
Organism: Topomyia yanbarensis
Lineage: Eukaryota; Metazoa; Arthropoda; Insecta; Diptera; Culicidae
Product: skin secretory protein xP2-like
Exons: 3
Coding region: 89-1255 (388 amino acids)
Source: RefSeq, a predicted model, not a curated record
AUGCAACGAAAGUGAAUUUUGUAGUUUUUUAGUAGUAUAAAAGCGGCAAGUUAGUACAAAUCAGCAUCCAGUUCAUUGUCUGGAACCGAUGCGAACAAUAAUAAGUGGUGUCGCAAUGAAGUUAUAUAUAUGUCUUUCAACACUUUUGUUGGCUUCAGCUUACGCUGAAACAGAUCAAAAGAAGUCUAAUGCGAACGCAGUGCCUUUGGAGAAGAAGUUAGACAAACGUGGUCUACUGAAUCUCGGAUAUGGCUACGGUAUCAACGGUCUGGACGUAGGGUACAUCGGUGGGCAUGGUCAUUUGGGAGGAGCAUACCAUUCCGCUCCAUCCCAUGGGUAUGGCCACGGCGGAUAUUUGCUGGGAGGACACACGGACGUGACCAAGACCAUUACCCUAGUGAAGGGAGUGCCAGUGCCAUACACUGUGGAGAAGCAUGUGCCUUACCCCGUUGAGAAGCAUGUCCCAUACCCAGUGAAAGUUCCAAUUCCUCAACCAUACGAGGUUAUAAAGCACGUGCCAGUGCACUAUAAGGAAUACGUUAAGGUCCCAGUUCAUGUGCCAGCACCGUAUCCUGUCGAGAAGAAGGUUCCAUACCCAGUGCAUGUGCCAGUUGACCGCCCAUACCCCGUCAAAGUGUUAGUACCCCAACCGUACACCGUGGAGAAGCACGUACCCUACCCAGUGAAGGUUCCGGUACCGCAGCCAUACGAAGUUACCAAACAUGUUCCGGUCCCGGUUCAGGUUGAGGUGCCAGUUCCAGUGCCGUACACCGUCGAGAAGAAGGUUCCCGUUGAAGUCAAGGUUCCGGUUGAUCGUCCCUAUCCAGUCCAUGUCCCAGCUCCCUACCCAGUUGAGGUGGAGAAACCUGUCCCGUACACCGUCGAAAAACCCUACCCAGUCCCGGUGAAGGUCCCCGUCGAUCGCCCAUACCCAGUGCCGGUCGAGAAACCAGUACCGUAUCCCGUUAAGGUUCCCGUUCCGCAGCCCUACUACGUCGAGAAGCAUGUCCCCUACACCGUCGAGAAGCCCGUCCCGUACCCGGUGCAGGUCCCCAUCGACCGUCCCUACCCAGUGACCGUGGAGAAGCACAUUCCGGUCGAGAAACCCGUUCCGGUCCCAGUACCGGUAAAAGUUCCGGUUGCUGUCCCGAUCUCCUCCUCCCACUACCACCACCACGAGCCACUCCAGCACCAUUACGAUACGAGCUACACCAGCUUCAGCGGUUACGGCCACGACUACAGCUACCAUCAUUAAGUACAUAAUAAUUGGAUCGAACCUGCCAGUAAGAUGCCCCAUCGCACAACCGAAUACAACUAGCAGCUAGACAAAGACAGCAAGAUUCGCACGUCACAACUUCAUCACUAUCACCAUUAACUGAAAUUUGUUAUCUUACGUUAAAAUAAUCAUUUGUUCUGUACCGUGCUUUUUUUUUCUAUACGCAAAAACAAGUUUUGAAUAGCUAUCGACCGCCAAGUAUUCGUAGCGCUACUUCGACUGUCGAUUAUCAAUUCCGCUCGCGGCUGUGAUGUGGAGAGCACGCGGAAUGGACGACAUGCAACGGGACCAAAAAUAAAAACAAGCAAAUCAACUUAAAAGACGGGAAAAAACAAAAGCCGCAAACUGUGAAUGUGAAACUAAAAGUUACCAUAUUUUAUUAUUUCGAAUGCACCAUUCGCCGAUAGCGGAACAGAGCAAACCCACAACAACGUCGAACAAACUCCCACCCCCUUUUGAAUGUUCCCCGAUCGGUUAAAUUAUGUCAUCCAACAUGUGUAAGCUGACAACCCGUUCGAUGUUGCUUAUUUUAUUAGUGUGUACAACCGAAAUGUGAUUUUACUAUAUUUGUAAAAAAAAAUGUGAAAAAGAAACGGAAAAAGCAAUGUAAGAAUAUAUUAUUGUAUUUUUUAUGUAAAUAAGAAACAAAAAUAAAGAAAAAUUAAAACAUACAACGCGAAA